Messenger RNA from Funneliformis geosporum, 3726 nucleotides. Lineage: Eukaryota; Fungi; Glomeromycota; Glomeromycetes; Glomerales; Glomeraceae. The record is from the annotation of a GenBank genome assembly.
AUGGUCGGAGCUGACGUUCAUUCCCGAGCUGUCAGUAUAAUACAAGACCUCGGUGUUGAUUAUGAUAUUAAUAUUACCGAUGAAGAAAGUGACCAAAAACGAGAAUUACAUGACGUUACGUCAACCAUAGUUUCUCCAUUGACAUUUCAACAGCAAUACGUUGAAGUGGAAGUAAUUCCAAUUCAUGGUAUGACAUGUCAGUCUUGUGUUAAAUCAAUAUCUAAUGCGGUUUCUCCGUUAUCCGGAAUCGUCAAUAUUAGUGUGAGUUUAGAAAAUAAUGAAGCGACAAUUUCUUUCAAUGCGAAUAAAAUAACCAAAUCAAAAAUCAUUGAAACGAUCGAAAAUUGUGGAUUUGUCGUACCAACAAGACCAAAUCACGAUUCGCAAAAGACCAUUACUUUGCCAGUGAAAGGGAUGACGUGUAUGUCUUGCGUCAAUUCUAUUAAGAACGCAUUUAAGGAUACACCCGGGAUAAUCAAUAUUGAUGUGAGCUUAAAAGAUGAGCGGGCGGUAUUUGAUUUUAAUGAGGAUUUGAUUCAAGAGGAUGAAAUUAUUGAGGGUAUUGAAUAUUGUGGAUUUGAUGUACCAAGAGAAUAUAAUAAGAUUGACAUUGAACAAAUAAAAAAAGUUGUUUUACCAGUUAAAGGAAUGACAUGUAAUUCAUGUGUGAUGUCCAUCACAAAUGCUUUAAAUCAAAUUCAAGGGAUUUUUAAUGUAAUAGUGAGUCUUAAUAAAGAAAAUGCUUCAGUUGAUUACGAUGAGAGUUUUGUUACUGAGAAAUCAAUCAUCCAAACUAUUGAGGACUGUGGUUUUGACGUUCCCUUAACAUCAUCAAAUAAUAAUUUAACUUCCUCAUUGGCUUCGAAUUUUGCCCCAUUCACAAACAUCACAUUAAAGAGUUCACAACCAGCAGAAUCAUUUCCUCUUGAGGUUAUAAACACACAUACUUUUGAUUCAGAUAAUAUUCAAGUUUGUCAGAUACAAGUACUUGGGAUGACUUGUGCCUCUUGCGUGAACAACAUUGAGAAAAAUUGUCAUGGAGCCGCUGGAAUAGUGUCAAUCAAAGUAUCUUUACUCGCUGAAAGGGCGACGGUAGAAUAUGAUCCCGAUAUUUUAGAUGAACAUUCGGUAGCCGAUUUAAUUGAGAGCAUAGGGUUUAAAGCGACUCCAAUUAAACCAAAACGUGAAGAUUAUGUCGAUCUUCAAAUUUAUGGGAUGAAGAAUCCCGAUCAUGCUCAAGUAAUUGAACGUGAAUUACUUAAACAUUCUGGAAUAAUUAGUGUUUCAAUUGAUUUUGCCACAGCGUUAGCAACGGUUCAUUUUGACAAGGAAUCGUUAGGAGUUCGUAACAUUGUAGAACAUAUUGAAAGUAUUGGAUUCGAUGCACUUAUCUCCGAUAAUAGUCAAAAAACUCAGUUAGAAUCUUUGGCUCGUACAAGGGAAAUCACAGAAUGGCGUUCAUCGUUUUAUAAUUCAUUAACUUUUGCCGUACCGGUUUUUCUUAUCUCUAUGGUCCUUCCAGGAUUUGAAUGGGGAAAAAAUUUGGUUAUGGUUCAAUUACCUCUCGGAAUUUAUAGUGGACAUUUGGUUGCUCUCUUAUUAACAAUCCCCGUUCAAUUCUGUGUUGGAAAACGAUUUUAUGUCUCAUCAUACAAGGCUCUAAAACACAAAACUGCUACGAUGGACGUUUUAGUGGUUAUUGGAACCACAUCCGCAUUCGUCUUUUCAUGCUUUUCCAUGAUCUUUGGGAUCUUUAAUCGUAGUUACAAACCAUCCGUAUUUUUUGAUACAUCAACCAUGUUGAUUACUUUUGUUACUCUUGGAAGGUAUCUCGAGAAUAUGGCAAAAGGAAAAACAUCGGUCGCAUUAUCAAAACUCAUGUCGCUCACACCCGCUACCACCACCAUAUUUAUCAAGGAUUCUAAAACUGGGGAAUUGACCGGAGAAAAAAAGAUCCCUACCGAAUUAGUGCAAGUUGGUGAUAUCGUAAAGAUUGUUCCCGGUGAUAAGGUUCCAGCUGAUGGAAUAGUUACUUCAGGUCAAUCAAACGUCGAUGAAUCAAUGGUUACAGGGGAAGUCAAUCCUGUGAAUAAGCGACCGGGAGAUUUAGUGAUUGGUGGUACGGUGAAUGGAUUAGGAACUUUUGAUAUGGAAGUUACUCGUUCUGGGAGUGAUACAGCCUUGUCUCAAAUCGUCAAACUUGUUGAAGAAGCUCAAACCUCCAAAGCUCCGAUACAAGAAUUUGCUGACACUGUCGCGGGUUAUUUUGUGCCUGUAGUUAUUGGAUUGGGCUUGCUUACGUUCUUUGGAUGGAUGAUUCUCGCGCGAUCUUUAAAUAAUCCUCCGGAAAUUUUUAAGGAUGGCAAUAAUUAUUUCAUAGUUUGUCUUAAGUUAUGUAUUUCCGUUAUCGUAGUUGCAUGUCCAUGUGCAUUGGGUCUUAGUACACCGACGGCUGUCAUGGUUGGAACUGGUAUUGGAGCACAAAAUGGAAUUUUAAUUAAAGGAGGAGGUCCACUUGAGGCAGGACAUAAGGUCACAAAAGUUAUUUUCGAUAAGACCGGUACACUUACAAAAGGUCAAUUAGAUGUCACACAUUAUGAAAUUAUAACAAAUAACUUGGAAUUGACUAAAGAAACUUUCUUUGCGAUUGUUGGAGCAGCCGAAUCUUCAAGUGAACAUCCUCUUGGAAGAUCCAUUGUGAAUUAUGGAAAGAAAUUAUUGGAUAUUGAAACGUAUGAUGUUGACAUUUCGGAUUUUAAAGCCAUCGCUGGGUUAGGUAUCGAGUGUAAUGUGGUUCUAAAAACUUCAUAUUCUACCGUUACUCCUUUAUCAGCUAUAACUGACACCACAUCAAAAUCAUAUCAUGUAUUGAUUGGAAACGCAAGGUUCCUUUCACUUCAACAUCAAAUAUUUAUUCCAGAUGAAGCGGUGAAUAUUAAGGAAUCGCAAGAACGACUUGGAAGAACCGCCGUAUUAGUGGCUAUUAAUAAAUCAUUUGCCGGUUGUAUAUUUUUAUCUGAUGCAAUUAAACCUGAAGCAAAAGUAGCAGUUUUGGCCUUACGUCGUAUGGGAAUUUCUGUCGCGAUGGUGACAGGAGAUCAAUUACUCACGGCUCAAGCGAUCGCGGCACAAUGCGAUAUUACGGAGAUUCAUGCGGGGGUAUCACCAAAGGGUAAAACACAAAUAGUUCAAUCACUUCAAUUUGAAGGUAAAGGGAAUGUGGUUGCGAUGGUUGGAGAUGGUAUAAAUGAUUCGCCAGCGUUAGCGGCGGCAGAUUUAGGUAUCGCACUUUGUUCGGGUACAGAUAUUGCAAUAGAAGCAGCAGAUAUCGUGUUGAUGAGAGGAGAUAUAACAGAUGUUGUGGCGGCUAUUGAUUUAUCAAGGUCAAUAUUUAAACGUAUUAAAUUAAAUUUUAUAUGGGCAAGUUUAUAUAAUAUAUUAGGUAUUCCAUUAGCCAUGGGAUUAUUUAUUCCAUGGGGAUUUCAUUUACAUCCAAUGAUGGCAGGGGCUGCAAUGGCUUGUUCAAGCGUAAGCGUUGUCUGUUCUAGCUUAUUAUUAAGAUGGUGGAGUAAACCUCAUUGGGUUGAAGAUGGUAACGGAGGAGUAGAAAAAGCUGUUGAUGAAGGAGGUUUUAUAAAUUAUUUAAUAACCUUGAUGAAACAAGGUCCAGUUAGUACUUAUGAUGGUGGCAGAUAUAGUAGAUUAGCCGCUGAUGAUAGUUUAUAA